AUGGAUUGGAGCAACAGGACCGUUUUACAUACAUUUACCCUGCUGGGGUUUACAAAGAAUGAACAGCUAAAUGUCUUACUUUUCUUAGUUUUCUUCUUCAUUUACAUUAUAACGUUACUUGGUAAUAUUUCCAUGUUAUUGCUGAUUACCAAAGAUAUCCACCUACACACACCCAUGUACUUCUUUCUUGGGCAACUGUCCUUUCUGGAUUCAUGUUACUCAUCUGUCAUUUCUCCUAAGAUGUUGGUGAACUUCCUCUGUAAAGACACAUCGAUUUCCUCAUUUGGCUGUGCAGCUCAAAUGUUUUUCUUUGUAGCUUUGGGAACUGCUGAAUGUUUCCUACUAGCUUUGAUGGCAUAUGAUCGAUAUGUUGCUAUAUGUAAACCAUUAUCCUACAUUGUCAUCAUGACCAGGCCGUUCUGUAUCUUUCUUGUAGCUGGCGCCUAUAUUGGAGGGUUUUUGCAUUCUGUAAUUUAUGUGAAAAGCACAUUUGAAUUACCAUUCUGCAAAUCACAUGACAUAAACCAUUUUUUUUGUGAUGUUCUACCACUCCUGAAACUGUCUUGUAUAGAUACUACAUAUAUUGAGGCUCUGCUUUUUGCAUUUACCGGUUCCAUUGGUAUGAGUUGUUUAGUUGUGAUCAUUAUAUCUUACAUGGUAAUUAUUUCUUCAGUUUUGAACAUUCAGUCAGCUGAAGGAAGAAUGCAAACCUUUUCUACUUGUACUUCUCACAUUACAGCUGUAAGCAUUUAUUUUGGUACUAUUCUUUUCAUGUACCUAAGACCCCACUCAAGUUAUAAUUCAAAUCAGGAUAGGGUUAUUUCUGUAUUUUACACCAUAAUCAUACCGUUUUUGAACCCUAUUAUAUACAGUAUCAGAAAUAAGAGUGUCAAAAUAGCUCUAAAAAAAGCAUUGUUUUAA
Spea bombifrons (plains spadefoot toad) is the source of this 921-nucleotide messenger RNA. RefSeq names its product olfactory receptor-like protein OLF1. Gene Ontology annotation, cellular component: membrane. The transcript has a single exon. Gene Ontology annotation, molecular function: odorant binding; G protein-coupled receptor activity; olfactory receptor activity. Gene Ontology annotation, biological process: G protein-coupled receptor signaling pathway; sensory perception of smell. The coding region runs from base 1 to 921 and encodes 306 amino acids. Lineage: Eukaryota; Metazoa; Chordata; Amphibia; Anura; Pelobatidae. The record is from RefSeq and is a predicted model, not a curated record.